AUGACUACCUUUCGAGUUGCCACGGACAGUGGAACGCCUGACGCAGCAGCUGGCGCAUCAAAAUCUAGAAUGGGUGGUGCUGCGGUGCCUGCAACGAAUGGUGCGCAGCCGAGUGCGGCCAGCACGAUUCCUCUGAGCGCGCGCAAGGCAGCGCCGCUGGAUCUCGCUACCGUGGAGCGCAGAGGACAUGGAGCGCCAAACCACCUGCCACCCAAACAGAACCGUCUUUUUGGCCUGCGCGAAUCUCCCACAUAUCGACCGACAGCCGAGCAGUUCAAGGACCCUGUGGCAUACAUCCAAAGCAUUCGCGAAGAAGGGCAAAAGUACGGCAUCGUCAAGAUUGUCCCACCAGACAGCUGGAAGCCACCAUUCGCCAUCGAUACUGAGCGCUUCCACUUCCGCACGCGGCGACAGGAACUCAACUCGGUUGAAGGUGGCACGCGUGCCAACUUGAACUAUCUCGAUCAGCUCGCCAAAUUCCACAAGCAACAUGGCCACAGCCUCACUCGAUUUCCGAGCGUGGACAAACGCCCCUUGGAUCUCUACAAGCUCAAGAAGGCCGUUGAGAAGAGAGGUGGAUUCGAACGUGUUUGCAAGCAGAAGAAAUGGGCUGAAAUCGGACGCGACCUCGGCUACAGCGGCAAGAUAAUGUCUUCACUGUCGACGUCGCUCAAAAACUCGUAUCAGAAAUGGCUACACCCAUACGAGGAAUAUCUGCGACUCGUCAAACCUGGUGUGCAGCAGAUGCUGGAGUACGAGCAUGGCGGACCCUUCACACCGUCACCAGCCCAUUCGCCCAUAAAGAAAUCGCUACAGGGUACGCCUGUCGCCAACGCUGCAGAGUCACCGGCUAUGCGAGCCUCAGCGGCGCUGAACGCGACACUGCAGGGUGACUCUGUGCCUACUCCACCACCAGAGCUCUCACGACCUGCCAUGCAGGGGGGCUUCACACCGGUGAACUCGGGAGGCUUCACAGCGGUCAAUGCGAACUCAGCACAAAAGCCGUCUACACAACCAUCCACACCUAGUACUUUUACUGCGGCGAAUUUGCCGAGUGCGAUACAUCGAGAUGUGCUGGAAUCGCGCACGUCGACACCUUUGCGCAAUGCUGGCAGUCCCAUGCUCUCAGCUGACAACACCCCGGACUUCAGACCGCCCGGAGCCGGCCUGACCCCGCUAGCCAAUGGGCAGCAUUUCAACCAGCUGAAGCGAACCUUUUCCCAGGACCCAGAGAGCAGUGCAAACGACGAUGUGGAUGAAGCAAACGGCCGACGUAGCAAGCGGCUCAAAAAGGACGCCCCCCCUACCGUUGCGGGCUCACACAUGACACAGCCUCGUCAGUCGACCCCCAGUCGAACUUUCCCACGCGUUCGAUCAGCCGACGAUAGACCUGGUGACCGAUGCGAGACUUGCGGUACCGACAACGACCCUCAGAAUAUCCUACUUUGCGACAGCUGCGACGCUGGUUACCAUGGUUCUUGCUUGGACCCACCCAUCAAGGCUAUCCCUGCAUACGACUGGCACUGCCCUAGAUGUCUCGUAGGCACAGGGGAGUUUGGAUUUGAAGAAGGGGGCAUUUACUCGCUCAAGCAGUUCCAGGAACGAGCCCAGCUAUUCAAGCAGAAUCACUUCGUCGGCAAGACGGCCUUUGAUCCGGUCACCAAUUUGCCAAAACCAGUUACUGAAGAUGAUGUAGAACGUGAGUUCUGGCAUUCUGUUGCGAACGUUACGGAGACAGUCGAAGUAGAGUAUGGAGCAGACAUACAUUCCACGACACACGGAAGUGGCUUCCCAACUAUAGAGAAGAACCCACGCGACCCCUACUCGACCGAUCCAUGGAACUUGACUGUACUGCCCUAUGCACCAGAUUCGCUUUUCCGCCACAUCAAGUCCGACAUCUCAGGUAUGACCGUACCCUGGUUAUACGUGGGCAUGGUAUUCUCGACCUUUUGCUGGCAUGCGGAGGACCACUACACGUAUUCAGCAAAUUAUCAACAUUUUGGCGCUACCAAGACAUGGUACGGCGUACCAGCCGAGGACACCGAAAAGUUCGAGCAAGCCAUGCGUGAAGCUGUACCAGAACUGUUUGAGAGCCAGCCAGAUCUCUUGUUCCAGCUCGUGACGCUGUUGACUCCCGAGCAACUCUUGAAGGCUGGUGUUAGAGUCUAUGCUAUCGACCAACGUGCUGGAGAGUUUGUAAUAACCUUCCCAGAAGCCUAUCAUGCCGGGUUCAAUCAUGGCUUCAAUUUGAACGAAGCUGUAAACUUCGCGCCGAGCGACUGGGAGCCGUUUGGAGAGCACGGAGUUCAACGCCUUCAGGAUUACCGCCGUCAACCAUGCUUCUCUCACGACGAGCUACUGCUGGCAGCAGCAUCACGCAAAGACACAACCAUCAAGACUGCCAAGUGGCUUGCUCCUGCGAUGGAGCGAAUGCUUGCCAGAGAGUCACGGAUACGUGAUGAAUUCCUGGACAAACACAAAGCUGCGAGAGCGCAUACUUGCAAAGUUGACGGUACUGGCAAUGCCGGGGGCUCCUGCGAACUCGACUUUAUCAUCGAUGAUGCCGACAUGCAUGAGGAUGAAUUGAUUUGUGCCUUCUGCAAAUCAUACGGCUAUCUGUCUCGCUUCUACUGCACGAAGACCAAGAAGGUUUUGUGUCUACAGCACGCUGGAUGGUUUGAAUGUUGUCAAGACUCCCCAGAAGCCGAGCGUUACUCUGGAGCCAAGCUCCAACACAAGCUCGUAUAUCGCAUGCAGGAGGAUGAUCUUGAUGCGCUGGUGCAAAAGAUUGUCGACAAAGCAAGUACACCCGAAGUCUGGGAGGCAAAGAUUGAGGCUUUGCUUUCCGAGGGGCCUCGACCUCAAUUGAAGUCCCUACGUGCGCUCUUGCACGAAGGCGAGAAGAUUGACUGGGACUUGAACGGUCUCCAGGAUCUGAAAGAUUUCGUCGAGAAAUGCCAGGAAGUUGCUGAUGAAGCUACCUCUUACACCACUCGGAAGCAACAAGCCCGUCGCAAAGCAGAGCGUCCUGGAAGAGGACGGCCAAGCAAGUCGGCUGUUGCCGAGGCAGACGAGAAAGAUCGCGAAUAUCGCAAUGUGGAGAACAUACAAAAGCUUCUCAAUCAGGCAAAAGAUCUAGGGUUCGAUAGCCCGGAAAUAACUACGCUCCGAGAACGCGCUGAAAGCAUUGUCGAAUUCCAGACUAGAGCACGCACCGCUCUACGCGAGCGCACUCCCGAGCAGAGUAUCGCACGGCUCGACGAGCUUUUGGAAGAAGGCAAGGGUUUCAACGUCGACCUACCUGAACUCGAAUCUCUCGAAAAGGUGGUUCAGCAGUUGAAGUGGCUCCAAGAGGCACAGGACUUCAAGGUAAAGCCUGCGCCGACGCUCCAAGAAGUUGGCGAACUCAUCAAGAACGGCAUCGAAGUCGGCAUGCCAGAGCAUCAUCCUGACCUUCGCUUCUUGCAAGAGAAGAAAGAUCAAGGUGAGUUCUGGGAGAAGAAGGCGAAGGAGCUCAUGGAAGUGGAGAACGUGCAUUAUCAGCAACUCGAUGCCUUCUCCAAACAAGCGACCAAUCUGCCGGUAACACCAGAGACUCGAGCCGCGAUGGAUGCCAUAUUGAAGAAACAACGAGAUGCACAAGAGCUGAUCAUGUCUCUGUACGAGCGAAGCAAGAAUCAGGACUUCUCACAACGGCCAAAAUACAUGGAGGUCCGCAACGCCAUGGAGUCUUUGAAUGCGCUGAAUGGAAAGCCCAAUGGCACAAACGACCUUGAGAAGGAGCAGAAGCGACAUGAAGAUUGGAUGAGGCGAGGAAAGAAGCUCUUUGGCAAAGCCAACGCGCCCUUGCAUAUCCUACACGCGCACAUGAAACAAGUCGAUGAGCGUAAUCGAUCCUGCUUCGAUUUGGGAGACCAGCCUCGAAUGCCCGUAGAGCCCGCGUCCCGUGAACAGAGCCCAGCCGACGGAGAAGAGGAGGACGGCCCCUUGUCCAGUCGAGACGUUUUCUGUAUCUGUCGGAAACCUGAAGCUGGUAUGAUGAUCGAGUGUGAAUUGUGUCACGAAUGGUAUCACGGCAAGUGCCUGAAGAUCGCUCGCGGAAAAGUCAAAGAGGACGACAAGUACACAUGUCCCAUCUGCGAUUAUCGUGUCAAGAUUCCUCGCGAUGCGACCCGCCCAAAACUCGAGGACCUCCAGCUUUGGCAGGACGAGGUCCCCGGGUUGCCAUUCCAACCCGAGGAAGAGGAAACACUGGACUCGCUGAUCGAGCACGGUACUAGGUUCCGGGAGUACGUCGCGCGAUACAUCAACCCGUUGAUGUCAAGCCCUGAUGAACUUACUACCCAACGAUUCUACCUUCGGAAGCUUGAGGGUGCCGAAAUUCUUCUCUCGAACGAGAUCAACUUCUUCCGCCAAGAGUUGCACAAAUGGGCACCAGUAGCCCCGACACCACCGCCUAUUCUGCAAGUGUCUCUGUCUACACGUAAGCCGCGACCGACGAAGCAGCAAAAGCUCAUGAGUCAGUUGGGCAUUACCAAUCCAGACGACCUCCCACAGCACCUCAAAACCAAAACCCAUCAGUUCAAGCGCAAGGAUGGAGAGAAGCCACCGAGCAACCCGUCGGGCGCCGCUGAACAGUCGCAUACUCCACCCGGUGAGCCUCGUCAAGGUCAACCCGAGGGUGAAAGCAGCGAGUACUUCAACACUACCACCACGUCUACGUUCAACAACUCGCCCACAUUUGCUACGAGUGCUCCACUGAAUUUCAGCGGCUCUUCAUCGAUUGCGCCUCUAGACCCAGGUCUUUUUGAGAGUUCAGGGCCCGCAGCUCCAACUAGUCCCAUGCAAGACCCCUUCAAGAGCUCAAAUAGUGGACAUGAGAUGUUUGGCGAAGCGAUGGAAAUGGGUGGCGGUCAGGCAGAAGAGGCACUGGCUGUCACCGAAGGCAACAACUACAUGGACUAG
This is a messenger RNA of Alternaria conjuncta, 4965 nucleotides long. RefSeq lists its product as uncharacterized. Gene Ontology annotation, cellular component: nucleus. Bases 1 to 4965 code for a protein of 1654 amino acids. Gene Ontology annotation, molecular function: histone demethylase activity; DNA binding. Gene Ontology annotation, biological process: chromatin remodeling. The record is from RefSeq and is a predicted model, not a curated record. The transcript has 2 exons. Lineage: Eukaryota; Fungi; Ascomycota; Dothideomycetes; Pleosporales; Pleosporaceae.